GUUUGCCACAACCUCUUUCGUCUUGGACACCUGGUUUGGGGACCCAGGUAUCCUGUGGCACUGAGAGUGCAAGCUGCCAGAGCACUCCACAGUUGCCACCUACAACUGCUGCAAGAAGCCGACGCGUAUUUCUCCCAGGUGGAGGGAGGAACUAGAGCCUCUGUGGACGGAGGCUCCCGGGAGGUUGGACGGGGGGCUUUUCUCUUUCCAUCUCCUGCGGGCAUCGCAGCUCAUAGCGUGGCCAGAGUCGAGGUUGCUGCCCCUCGAACAGCCGCUCCUGGGAAAGAGGGAGUGAAAGAGGAAAAAGCCCAGAAAAAGGAAAAGAAACACAAAUCCCGGUCCCAUCGAGAUCGCCCUCGUGAAGAUAGCCCUCACAAAGAGAAGAAACGACACCGACGUGAAGAGAACGAGCCCAUCGACAAAAGACCUCUCCCAGUUAAACGGGAGAGCCCUGAGGAGGAUCGCCCCCGCCACGGAGUGGUGGAUAUCAAAAAAGAGCCCUUAGAGGAGGAGUGGAGUGAGUCCUUCGAGAGUGAAUCGCCAGUGCCAAGGUCCAGAAGUCGGAGUCACAGCAAGUCUCCGCUGAGAAGGAGGCCGUCAAGCGCGGGAGGUGCAAUACAGCCUGCAUCUCCGCCUGGCCCGCCGCCUCCUCGUCUGCCUCGGGAGGAGGGCAGGUCCAGCUCUCGUUGGGAGGGCCCCAUUCCGGCGGGAGGUAAUCGUCGCCCACCGUCGCCUCCUAACGACCCGGUAGGGGCCACUCCUAAGUUCAAGCCAAAGAAGAAGAAAAAGAACAAGGGCAAGAAGAAGAGGGAGCGCCAGGCAAAGGCCCGUGCCCGCCUUCAAGGGGUCAGGCGCCCCGCGGCAUUAGUGGAUAGGAGCUUCGAGGAUUUUGGGGAGGUUUUUGUGCACCGUGUGCCUCCUUCCGAUCUCCUGGCAUGCGGGAGUUUGGUGGUUACAGAGGCCAUCUACUGGAAGGAGAAAGUGAAACUGGCAGGCUCGCCCACGAGUCUUACCAGAGAAGACGGAGCAUGGUGGUUGACUUUGAUCGUGGAAGGUACCACCAGCGAGCACCUGUUGAAGUACCUCACCGGCGUUCCGGGCAGGAAAAUCAAGGGGCAUCUUUGCCCGACCGACUGUCCUCAGGAGCUGAGUGGGGACUCCAUAGUCCACUUGGUGAAGGUGAGGAAAGCAGGAGGAGAACGAGAAGCAGAAGGUUGGGAGUCGAAUCUCCUGAGGGAAGGUGCCCAGGGAGAGGACGACCUGCGAGCUUUGCGAGAGGAGGCGCGUCAAGUCGUUACAGAGAGCCGCAGUCCAAGGAGAAGAGAGGGAGAGAAGCAGGCAGAGAAGAAGGAAGCAAAGAGAAAACGCGACCGGUCGAAGAAGAGGAGCAGGAAGCGAAGCCGGUCAAGACAAAGAAGCAAGAAGAAAGGACAGAAGGACUUGAAGAGCAUCCUGGGCGACAGCGGGCUGGAUCCAGACCCCAGCAGAAGAAAAAAGAUGAUGAAACGGGCGAAGAAGUUGGUGAAGAAGGGCAAGAAAAAAGGUGACUCCUCUACCACUGGGAGUUCCGGCAAGGAGGGGACACGGUCCAGCAGCUCCUCCAGCGGGAUGGGAGCUUCAGACGUCUUCGGGCAGACCAGGAUGGCAAAGAAGAUAUGGACAAAGUGCCCAGGAGUAUUAACAGCAACGUCCCUGUCCACGGUUCAAGAGCAGCUUUUGACGGUGCAGGGGCAGGUUUGGGACAUCGACAGGUCCGAACUACCGCCGCUGUUCCUUCAGUAUUUCCGGGCCCAUCUUUCACCGAAGAUGCAGCCGGCGAUGCGCCGGGAGGCACUUCAUGCCUCCUUUUGCCUGGAUCUGGGACUCCAAGGGCGCAUCCCGGAGCUCCCGGAUGUCCUAGCCCAAAGGCUCAAGGCUUUGGAAGGGCAGACGGGAGGAAAACAUUGGACUGUGACCUCCCAGUUCGAGUUGGUGCCCGACGAGGCAGCAGCUGUGGCGACCUCUCUCGAGACCGAACAAGCGGCCCGGGAAGCUCGAGAACAGGGGCGCCUGAAGGCCCAAGCGGCAAAGCCCUACGGCAGCAAUCAAGGGCAAGAUCGUUGGGACGACUGGAAAAGGGACAAUCCGAAAGGCAGGCCAAGCAAGGGAGCUGGAAAAAGCAAAGAUUGGCGCAAAGGCGAGAAGGGCGAGGGCAAGGACUACAGGGCAAAUCGAGAGGGCGACAAGGAGAAGGCUGUGCCUCCUUCCCCGGGAGGUGUUGGCCUGGAUGUGAGUGCAGGCGAAUUUGGGGCAAAGCCCCCUUUUGGUUUCACUUCAAGCGAAUUAGCUGUGGAAGGGGAGAAGUUUGGGAUGUCCCAAGAGUAUCCUCCCGCAGUUACACGUUCUGACACCACGAACUUUUGUUUGGAGGAUAGGUGCAGUCUUGAAGGCAAAGAUCUGGUGGCUAUGGGGAGCAUUCUCAAUGUGAUCUUGGAUGAGUUUCUUAACAAGGGUUCUAUGCAUAGCAAGUCAAAGUCCUCGGGGCUGGUAAAAUGCUGCAUUUUUCCUUUGCCCCUCUCAUCCGAGAUUUUGGGGAAUUCUCCGUAUCCUAGCAUGGCGCGGGCUACAUGCCGGGCGCUGAACCUCCUCUACGGCGAGUCCGAUGAUGGAAAAAGUGGGAGGCCUAGCGCUGCCAGGGAUCGUGCCUUGGGUUUUAUUUGUCAAUGUGUUGAAUCUGUUGGAAGUUGGGGUGAAUCCUUUCCUAAGAUCUCCUUUGACAAGUUUUUCAAGUCCAAGGGAGUGGACUAUCGUGGAGAGGAAGUUAAGAUUGCACAGCGUAUUUCCUGGGAGACUAUCUCUCCUGCCUUACCUCCUGAAGUGGGAGGUGUUUCACUACUUGAUUGUUGCACAUUGGGUACAAAACAUUUUGUCCAGCAUUUUUCGGAAUAUCUGGUCCCCCCUGAAAAAAGGUUUCUCGGUCGACCCCCACUUGUGAUGGUAGAUGAAAAGGAUUGGGCCGCUGUGGUCACUGGACUAGUGGAUGCCAGGGUGUGUGGCAUCAUUCCUCUUUCUCAAGUGUGCCAUGUUGGUGGGAAGCCUAUGCUGGGAGGACUUUUUGGGGUAGGAAAAAAUGAGUUUGUCGGACAGAAGGAAGUCAUGCGACUUAUCAUGAACUUUGUGCCGCUAAACGAAAACUGCAAGCCUUUGGACUCGGAUAUAGCCACUCUCCCUGGAAUCUCUGGGCUGAGUCCUUUCCUCCUGGAGGGAGGGGAGGUAGCCCUGGUAUCCUCGGAAGAUAUUCGAUGUUUUUUCUAUUUAUUCGAGCUUCCUUCCUCGUGGUUUCCGUUCCUGGGUUUCAACAAAAUUGUACCUGACCAUUUGGUCCCGUCGGAGUUCAAAGGCGAGAAGUGCGUGUUGCACGCGCGCGUACUCCCAAUGGGAUUCCGCAACAGCAUUGGUAUUGCACAGCAUGUGCACCGCAACGUGCUCCGCCAGGCCUUUGCCAGCGCAUGCCCUCCUGUCUCGGGAGAGGCCGAAAUGCGAAAAGAUCGGCCCAGUACUAGCAGUAAAGAGUGCUAUAGGGUCUAUCUGGACAACUUCGAUGUGAUCCGGAAGGUCGACCCAGCUACUGCAGCACUGGUGGAAGGUGAGCCGGGCACGCUGUUCAUUGAUAGCCUCUCGGCUCAACCUCCUGUGGUACGGAUGGUCCUCCCUCCCGAAGUCCGCUUGGAGCUAGCAAGUUUCUGUGCCCUGGUGCCUUUGGCCCGGUUGGACUUCCGAUUGAAAGUGGAGGGCAGAGCUUUCGCCAGGUCAGUUCCGCCGGCUUGUGCCGGGUUCUGCCGUUCCGCCAACAAGGCGUCUGUCAAGUUUGCAGCAAUCAAAGAAGCGUUUUUGCAA
Cladocopium goreaui is the source of this 3876-nucleotide messenger RNA. The record is from the annotation of a GenBank genome assembly. NCBI's taxonomy places the organism in Eukaryota, Dinophyceae, Suessiales, Symbiodiniaceae.